UCUGUUUUCUGAGCUGGUUCCUCCCUCCUUCUGAGCCUCUCCCUUGGCCGCACCGCGGGAGAGAGGCAGAGAUGGCAGAUGAGAUCGCCAAGGCUCAGGUCGCUCGGCCUGGUGGCGACACGAUCUUCGGGAAGAUCAUCCGCAAGGAAAUCCCAGCCAAAAUCAUUUUUGAGGAUGACCGGUGCCUUGCUUUCCACGACAUUUCUCCUCAAGCACCAACACAUUUUCUGGUGAUACCCAAGAAACAUAUAUCCCAGAUUUCUGCAGCAGAAGAUGAUGAUGAAAGUCUUCUUGGACACUUAAUGAUUGUUGGCAAGAAAUGUGCUGCAGAUCUGGGCCUGAAUAAGGGUUACCGAAUGGUAGUGAAUGAAGGUUCAGAUGGUGGACAGUCUGUCUAUCACGUUCAUCUCCAUGUUCUUGGAGGUCGACAGAUGCAUUGGCCUCCUGGUUAAGCACGUUUUGGGGAUAAUCUUCCCUUCUCUAGGCAAUGAUUAAGUUAGGCAAGUUCCAGUAUGUUAAGUGGCACACUUAUUUUUGCCUGUGUAUGGAGAGAUUCAAUAAAUAAUUUUCAAACCAAAA
This is a messenger RNA of Callithrix jacchus (white-tufted-ear marmoset), 579 nucleotides long. Its product is annotated as adenosine 5'-monophosphoramidase HINT1. Lineage: Eukaryota; Metazoa; Chordata; Mammalia; Primates; Cebidae. Gene Ontology annotation, molecular function: catalytic activity. The record is from RefSeq and is a predicted model, not a curated record.